Molecule: messenger RNA, 798 nt
Organism: Aspergillus clavatus NRRL 1
Lineage: Eukaryota; Fungi; Ascomycota; Eurotiomycetes; Eurotiales; Aspergillaceae
Product: glutathione S-transferase family protein
Exons: 2
Coding region: 1-798 (265 amino acids)
Source: RefSeq, a predicted model, not a curated record
AUGUCUGACUCUCAAGAGCCACAUAUCAUCCUAUACACCACUCAGACCCCGAAUGGGAACAAGGCCUCUAUUCUUCUGGAGGAGCUCAAUAUUCCAUAUCGAGUGUACAAACACAACUUCAGCGCUCGAACCCACAAAGAGCCAUGGUACCUGGAUAUUAAUCCCAAUGGUAAGAUUCCGGCCAUCACCGACGUGUUCUGCGAUGGCAGGGAGAUACAUAUCUGGGAGUCGGGCAAUGUCCUGAAGUACCUAGUCGAGCAGUACGACCCCGACUUCAAGCUGUGGUAUCCCCACGGAUCUCGCGAGAAUUACGAACUCUUCAGUUGGCUCUUCUUCCAGGUCAGUGGCAUUGGCCCUUUCCAGGGUCAGGCCACACACUUCCUGCGGCAUGUGCCGGAAAGAAUCCCAUAUGCACUCGACAGAUACCACAACGAGUCUCGACGGUUAUAUGCAGUGCUUGAGAAACAGCUCUCGAAGAAAUCCAAGGGUUAUAUUGUGGGGGAUAAGUUCACCAUUGUGGAUAUUGCGUUCUGGAGUCUCGCGGCGACGGCUCCAUGGGCUGGUCUUGACUUGCGCGAGUUUCCUGCAGUGCACGAGUGGUACGAAAGACUCCUGGAGAGACCGAGUAUAAAGAAAGGCAUGAAUGUACCAGAGCCACACGGAGUCGUUGCUCUCGCCGCUGACAAGAGUGGAGAAUUGACGAAGAAGUAUGAAGACUUCCAUCGGAAGUGGGUUAUGGAGGGAAUGAAGAACGACGCACACGCACUGGAGCAGCAGCGAAGGGGACAGUCUAGCUAG